Messenger RNA from Prinia subflava (tawny-flanked prinia), 6115 nucleotides. RefSeq names its product cullin-9-like. Lineage: Eukaryota; Metazoa; Chordata; Aves; Passeriformes; Cisticolidae. Gene Ontology annotation, biological process: ubiquitin-dependent protein catabolic process. The transcript is spliced from 29 exons. Gene Ontology annotation, molecular function: ubiquitin protein ligase binding. The record is from RefSeq and is a predicted model, not a curated record. Bases 183 to 6023 code for a protein of 1946 amino acids.
UGUGUUAAGGGCUUACAGCACUGUCCUCGAGUACAGCCAGUACAACAGCACGUUUUAAUGGUUGCGUUGCCGUAUCACCAGCACCGUGCCACUCAGGAACACGGAUCUCUAUCCAUAGCGUGCCUCAGCCAGCUCUCCGCAGCUCCUGCUUCCCGCGUGUGUCCGCAGCCGGCGCCGCUGCCAUGGUGAACGAGGAGCACAGCGGCGCCCUGCUGCUGCAGCUGGGGCCCGGCCUGCGGGCCCGCCCCGAGGAGCUGCUCCGGCAGCGGCGGGGCCCCGGCGGCCGCCCGGAGUUCCUGGUGCGCUGGAGCGUGCUCGGCCCGGAGCGGAGAGCGGCGGGAGGCGCCUCCUGCGCGGAGGGCGAGGCCGAGAGCAUCUCGCUGUGGAUGUCGGCGGAGGAGGUCGGCGCCGCCUGCCCCGCGCUGCCCGCCCCGAGGGCGCCGGGACGGCAGCGGGAGGCGCCCGGCGCGGGCGUCCCGCCGGACCGAGCCUGGCGCCUGGAGAUGGAGGCCGACGUGCGGGGCCUGGUGCGGCGGGCCCGGCGCCAGCUGGCCGAGGCCGGGCCGCCCGAGGGCUCCGUGCUGAGCACGCUGCGGGUGCUGGGCGCCUACGCCGGCAUCGGCUCCCUGGCGGGCGCCUUCGCGGAGCCGGGAGCCCUGGAGCUGCUGACGGCCUCGCUGCGCCACCGGGAGAGGCGGAUCCGCCGCGGCGCCGCCGAGAUGCUGCGAGCGCUGGGCGCGCACGGGGCAGGGGCCCGUGUGCUGCUGUCCCUGAUCCAGCAGGAUGGCAUUGAGCAGCACAUGGACUUUGAGAGCCGCUGCACCUUGCUGGAGCUGUUUGCUGAGGUCACAUCCCCUGCAGAGCACCGCCUGUCCUUCGAGGGGAUUCACCUCCCGCAGAUCCCCGGGAAGCAGCUGCUGGUGCUGGUGAAGCGCUACCUGCGCGUAACUUCUCUGCUGGACAGGCUGAGCGGUGGCGCAGAGCAGGGAGAGGAGCAGCAGGGCUGUGCCGUGCCCAGCACCGUCCCUGAGGAGAGCAGCCCUGUGCAGCAGGAGUUUGAGUUCAGCAUGGCCAUGGCAAACCUCAUCUCGGAGCUGGUGCACGCCAUGGGCUGGAGCCACCGGCACGGGGCAGAGCUGCGGCCGUGCCCCGCGCGCUCCAUCUUCCAGCACCAGGGCCCGGCUGGCCCUGCUGCCGAAGCAGCCCCCGCACCCCCGGCAAAGGAGCCCGUGAGCUUCAAGACGCGCUCGGCCUUCCCGAGCCGCAGCAGCUACGUGGAGUACGUGCAGGCCACGCUGGCGAGCGGCAUGAGGGUGCGCAUGCUCGAGGACUACGAGCAGGUCAGCGCCGGCGAUGAGGGCGAGUUCCGCCGCAGCAACGACGGCAUGCCCCCGGUGCAGGUGUACUGGCAAGCUCUGGGCUGUACGUACUGGGUUCACUGGCACAUGGUUGAGAUCAUUGGCCCUGCAGAGCAAAAGGAGCUGGAGGGCCAGGAGAAGGUGAACACCCUGACACGAAACCACAGACUGAGAGCAGCUCCACGGCCGUUCCUGCGCAGGCCCCGGGGCGGGCUGUACUCCCUGCCCUACCUGGGGCAGCCGCUGCCUGGGGCUGCGGAGGCGCUGAGCCGCGCCGAGUGGUGGGAGCUGCUCUUCUUUGUGAGGAAGCUGCAGGCACAGGAGCAGCAGGAGAUCGCCCGUCUCAUCCAGCAGCACCGGGGAGAGCAGGUGGACGAGGAGGCGCUGCCGGAGCUGUCGGUGCCCGCGGAGCUGGCCCGGAAGGUGCUGCGGGCGCUGGAGCAGCGGUGCCAGGGCCGCUCUCUGCGGGAGCUGCGCGGCUCCCGCGUCUACGCCCGGCUCUUCCCCGCUCGGGGCCCGGAGCGGGGCGGCGCAGGGAGCGCGGCGGCGCCCUCGGAGGGCGGCAGCGGCCCCGAGGGCGCCACGGCCGAGGCGGCGGAGGGAGAGCGCUCUGCGGCCCCGGGGCCGGCCCAGGCCCGCGGCGCGGCGGUGCGCUCGGACUCGCAGCUCUUCAGCGAGCUCCUGGAGAGGGAAGGGCUGCUCCUGCCGGAGGCGUCGGAGGAGCAGGGCCAGGUGCUGGGCAGCUCCGAGGGCCCGAGUGAGGGCGGCUCGCUGGCCGAGAUUGCGGCUCUGCUGGACGGGAUCCAGAGCAGCAGCUCGGCGCUGGGGCUGCGCUUGGCUGGGCUCAGGCGCAUCCUGAAGGUGCUGGAGGAGGAGCCGCAGUGGGAGCAGCAAGUGGGCACAGCCCAGGGCGGGCUGGGCAGCGGCGGUGCCGGGGAGAAGCUGGUGCAGGUGGCCGUGGAGCUGCUGAGCUCGGAGGCGGCAGAGAAGGCGCUGGUGGCGGUGACGCUGCGGCUGCUGGCCGUGCUGCUGCUGGCCCGCCGCGAGUGGCGGGUGCCCUUCGCCACGGCGGGCGGCGUGCGGGCCGCGCUGGCCCGCAUGCGGCAGCACGGCCGCUCGGCGCUGGUGCAGCAGGCCGGGCUGGCGGCCCUGAAGGUGCUGCUGGGAGCGGCGGACGCCGAGGCGGGAGGCGCCGGCGGGACGCGCUCGCCCUGGAGCCGCGGCGACGCGCAGAUGAUGCGGGAGAUCUUUGCCAGCAUCGGCUCUGCCUCCGGCGAGGGCUGCGCCGGCCUGCUGAGCAGCAUCCCUGCGGCCCUGAGCACCGUGCAGAGGGUCCCAGGGGGCUCAUCGGCGGUGCAGAACGGGCUGCUGGUGGUGAACGCGCUGGUGGACGGGCACCGGGGCCUGGCGGAGCAGCUGGCGAGCGCCGAUCUGCUGGCGGUGCUGCAGAGCUGCUGGAGGGCCGGGCCGAGCGGCGCCUGCCCGCGGGCAGGGCUGGCCCUCAGCGCCCUCAAUCGCCUGGCGGAGCACGGGCUGCCCCCGGGCCCGGAGGCGGCAGCAGGCAGAGAGGUCCCGUUGGACCCGGAGGGCGUGCGGGAGCUGCUGGGUGCCCUGGGCGAUGGCAGCCUGUCCAAGGAGGUGCUGGUGGCCCUGGAGCGGCAGCUCUGCGGCCCAGGCCCUGUCCCCUCUGGGCAGGGGGCGCAGCUGCUGCGGGACCGCGGCUGCUUCCAGCUGCUGCUGCGGGGCCUGGAGCUGCUGGGCUCGGAGAGGGCCGCGAGCCUGAGCAUCCUCAGGAUCCUGAACAAGUUCCUGGACAGUUACGAGGAGGAUGUACUGCCUUGGCACGAGUGCGUGGAGCCCUGCGUGUCCCUGCUGAGCAGCCACAGCAGCAGCUGGGAGGUGCUGCAGGAGGUUGUUGGCUUCCUGCACCGCCUGGGCAGCGCCAGCAAGGACUGUGUGGUGGUGAUGUGCCACGUGGGUGCCCACGAGGCGCUGUCCAGAGCCCUGGAAAAGCACAGCACGGUCCCGCCGCCGGCGCCGGCCCUGCUCGAGCUGCUGGCAGAGUGUGAGAGGUACGCCGGGCUCUACAAGGAGCUGAGCAGCAGCGUCCUGGCCGGCUGCAUCCAGCUGGUGCUGGGGCAGAUCGAGGAGCACCGCCGCAGGCAGCAGCCCAUCUGCAUCCCCUUCUUCGAUGUCUUCCUGCACAACCUGUGCAGAGGCUCCAGCACGGAGGUGAAGGAGGACAAGUGCUGGGAGAAGGUGCAGGUCUCGUCCAACCCCCAGCAGGCCGGCAGGCUCACGGACAGGAACCCCAGGACCUACUGGGAGUCCAACGGCAGCAGCGGCUCCCACUGCAUCACCGUGCACCUGCAGGCUGGGGUGGUGAUCAGGGAGCUGAGCAUGCUGGUGGCCAGCGAGGACUCCAGCUACAUGCCAUCCCGGGUGGUGGUGCUGGGCGGGGACAGCCCUGCCACCAUCAGGACGGAGCUCAAUGCGGUGAGCAUCCUGCCCUCGGACAGCAGAGUGGUGCUGCUGGAGAACAUGAGCCGUUUCUGGCCCGUGGUGCAGAUCCGGGUGAAGCGGUGCCAGCAGGGCGGCAUCGACACACGCGUGCGUGGCAUCGAGGUGCUGGGGCCCAAGCCCACCCUGUGGCCCCUGUUCAGGGAGCAGCUGUGCCGGCGCACGCUCCUGUCCUGCGCCGCUCGCGCCCACGCCUGGAGCCACGAGAUCCGCCGGGACCGGGGCCAGCUGCUGCAGCUCUUUGGCAGGCUGAACGGGGCGCUGCAGCACGAGCAGGCCUUCGCCAGCCGCUUCCUUCCCGACGCCGAGGCAGCGCGGGCGCUGGGCAGGACGUUCUGGGAGGCCCUGGUGACGCCCCUGGUGCAGAGCAUCACCAGCCCAGGCCCCGCUGGUGUCAGCGCCCUGGCGUGGCUGCUGAGCGAGUACCUGGAGAGCGAGGAGCUGCCGGGCCGUGCCGCGGGCCGCGGGGCCGCCCUCGGGCCCAGCGUGCGCCGCCUCACCCGGCUCCUGGUGCACGUGGACCCCGGCGGCGCCGAGGCGGAGCAGAGCCGAGCAGCAGCCGGUGGGAAGGAGGGCAAGAACAAGGAGGAGCUGGCCAGGAGUGCACAGGCGGCGGUGGAGCAGUCGAGCGGCCUGUGGGGAAUCUCGCAGUGCUGGCGGGGCGUGGUGCAGCAGCAGGUGCAGCGGUUCCUGCAGGCGGCGGGGCAGGCACCGGACCUCGCGGAGCGCUACUGCCGGCUGUACCAGCGCCUGCGCAGGGCCACGGAGGAGCUCUUUGGCCAGCAGGCCGCCUUCGUGCUGGCCCUGGGCCAGGGCUUUGCGGGGGCUCUGCUGCAGCUCUCCUUCCUGGCCGCCCUGCAUGUGAGCGAGCAGUUUGCGCGCUACCUCGACGUGCAGAUCCGGGAGCUGCGCGGGGCCGCGGGCGGCGCGGGGCCUCCGGAGCGGCUGCAGCGGUUCCUGGAGCCCUUUGUGGUCUUCAGCGGCCUGGAGCUGGCCCACAGCUUUGAGCACUUCUACAGGCUCUACCUGGGGGACCGGCUGCUGGCACAGGGGCCCUCGUGGCUGGAAGGAGGCGUCGUGGAGCAGUUGGGGCUCUGCUUCCCCAGCCGCUUUCCCCAGGGGAUGCUGAGCGACCUGGCCGAGUCGGAGGAGCUGCAGCGCCAGUUCCGCCUCUUCCAGCUGCAGGAGCGGGACAGGCGGCUGCUGGAGCCGGGCACGGGCCCGGAGGAGGUGCUGGGAACGGCCCCAGAGGGGGCUGUGGUGGCCGAGGUGGCAGUGCUGGCCCUGUCCCCGCGCUGCUGGCCCGUGUCCCCGCUGUGCUACAUGGAGAACCCCGCGAGGAUUUUCCCGGCGGCGCUGAGCUCCCCCCUGGAGGAGUUUGCUGACUUCUGCCGGCAGAGCCAGAGCCAGCCGGGCUGGGAGGGCACCAAGCCCUGCCGGCUGCAGUGGACGUGGCUGGGCCACGCCGAGCUGCAGUUUGGAGACUGCGUGCUGCACGUGUCCACGCUGCAGAUGUGCAUCCUGCUGCGCUUCAACAGCGCCCAGGAGGUGUCUGUGGAGGCCCUGCUGCAGGCCACGGGGCUGCCGGCUGAGCUGCUGCACCACGCGCUGACACCGCUGACCCACGGGCAGGGCGUGCUGCAGGGGAGCUGCACUGCUGGGGGUGCCCUGCGGCUGAACCGGGCAGCGCUGGCGCAGGGCUGUGGGCGCCGGCUGCGGCUGCUGCCCCGGCAGCGGUACCUGCGCACGGAGAGGGCCGAGGUGAGCGCCCUGGAGAGGAAGAGGAACGUGCUGUGCUGCCUCAUUGCCCGCAUCCUCAAGGCCGAGAAGCAGCUGCACGUGGACAGCCUGGUGUUCAGGGUGAUCGACGCCUGCCAGAAGGGAGAGCUGGGGCCUGGUGUGCAGUUCCUGAGCUUCUGCUGCCACAGCGUGGACGUGCUGUCCUGCAUCCUGCACCUGCUGCACCAGGGCUACGUGCGGCGCCAGGAGGGGCGGCCCCAGGUGCUGGAGUACGUCUGUGCUGAGCCCACAGCGCUCCCCAUGUCUCAGGUCCAGCCACAGGUUGCCUUCCAGACUGUAGAGAUCAAGACCGCAGCGAGCCCGGCCUCCGCUGAAAGGAGACAGACUUUCUCCACCUUCAGGUAGACGAGGACCUGUCUGGGAGGGCUCAGGCUGAAUCCAGUCUGUCUCUUCCUAAGCACGUGUGAGUUUUAUAUAAAUAAAUGAACCAACCUUCA